Cercocebus atys (sooty mangabey) is the source of this 2767-nucleotide messenger RNA. RefSeq names its product solute carrier family 17, member 2 (gene SLC17A2). Bases 773 to 2209 code for a protein of 478 amino acids. Gene Ontology annotation, biological process: monoatomic anion transport; transmembrane transport. The record is from RefSeq and is a predicted model, not a curated record. The transcript has 12 exons. Gene Ontology annotation, molecular function: transmembrane transporter activity. Lineage: Eukaryota; Metazoa; Chordata; Mammalia; Primates; Cercopithecidae.
CCAAACCUGGUGCUGUCUGACUGCCAGGUGGCUCAUUAUUUAUCCCUGUAAAACCCUGCAAAAGUAUUUGAAAGGGAAGAAGGGACAGAAAACUCCCUCUUUUUCCAAGUUAGCCUUAUAGUCUAGGGCUUAAAAUACUGGUUUAAUGGUGAAGGUAAGUGCUUUUCUUCUUUAUGGGUAGAAGGAUAAUUACUAACUUACCAAAGGUCCAUUAAGGGGAGGGAACAGUUUUAGGAGAAGUCAGAGAAAAGACAUUAACAGCAACAUAAGGAUCUCCAUCUGGUAAUAUUGCCUAAUUCCAAAAUGAAGAGACUUUCUGAAAAAGAUAACUGAUUCAAUCAAGACCCUAGGGCAAGGCUUGAGAAGCCACUGGUUCACCAAUGGACACUGUGGACAAUGGUCAUUUCUCCAAGGACGCUCUGCACUCAGAAAGGAGCCUUAUCUUCAUUGAACAGAUGAGGAAAUGAAUGAUUAGAGAAUUUAAAUGACUAACUCUAGGUCACACAGCUGGAAGUUAUAGCCAGAUUUCCUUUUAACAAUCCUGUAACCAAAAGCAUACCAGUGGUGCCCUAUAAAAUGUAAGUUAUGGAGCUGUGUUGGGUCAAAACUUUUACUGAUGCUAAGAGGAGGCAACAUUAACAAGGGGAAAUUAUUUGUAUAUUAUGUUUUGGAUUAUGUUCUCUCCAUAGAUAAAAGACUGUUGUAGUAAAAGAGAUUCAGGGCACAGGGAAACUCCACCACAAAGCGUGGUACCAUUUCCCACAGAAGCUAAAUGGACGGGAAGCCUGCCACCAGGAAAGGUCCAGAUUUCUGUUCAUUACGCUAUGGGCUGGCUCUUAUCAUGCACUUCUCAAACUUCACCAUGAUAACUCAGCGUGUGAGUCUGAGCAUUGCAAUCAUUGCCAUGGUGAACACCACUCAGCAGCAUGCUCUAUCUAAUGCCUCCACUGAGGGGCCUGUUGCAGACGCCCUCAAUAACUCCAGCAUAUCCAUCAAGGAAUCUGAUACAAAGGCCUCUGUGUAUCAGUGGAGCCCAGAAACUCAGGGUAUCAUCUUUAGCUCCAUCAACUAUGGGAUAAUACUGACUCUGAUCCCAAGUGGAUAUUUAGCAGGGAUAUUUGGAGCAAAAAAAAUGCUUGGUGCUGGUUUGCUGAUCUCUUCCCUUCUCACCCUCUUUACACCAUUGGCUGCUGACUUCGGAGUGAUUUUGGUCAUUGUGGUUCGGACGGUCCAGGGCAUGGCCCAGGGAAUGGCAUGGACAGGUCAGUUUACUAUUUGGGCAAAGUGGGCUCCUCCACUUGAACGAAGCAAGCUCACCACCAUUGCAGGAUCAGGAUCAGCAUUUGGAUCCUUCAUCAUCCUCUGUGUGGGGGGACUAAUCUCACAGGCCUUGGGCUGGCCUUUUAUCUUCUACAUCUUUGGUAGCACUGGCUGUGUCUGCUGUCUCCUAUGGUUCACAGUGAUUUAUGAUGACCCCAUGCAUCACCCAUGCAUAAGUGUUAGGGAAAAGGAGCACAUCGUGUCCUCACUGGCUCAACAGCCCAGUUCUCCUAGACGUGCUGUCCCCAUAAAAGCGAUGGUCACAUGCCUACCACUUUGGGCCAUUUUCCUGGGUUUUUUCAGCCAUUUCUGGUUGUGCACCAUCAUCCUAACAUACCUACCAACGUACAUCAGUACUCUGCUCCAUGUUAACAUCAGAGAUAGUGGAGUUCUGUCCUCUCUGCCUUUUAUUGCUGCUGCAAGCUGUACAAUUCUAGGAGGUCAGCUGGCAGAUUUCCUUUUGUCCAGGAAUCUUCUCAGAUUGAUCACUGUGCGAAAGCUCUUCUCAUCUCUUGGGCUCCUCCUUCCAUCAAUAUGUGCUGUGGCCCUGCCCUUUGUGGCAUCCAGUUACGUGAUAACCAUUAUUUUGCUGAUACUUAUUCCUGGGACCAGUAACCUAUGUGACUCAGGGUUUAUCAUCAACACCUUAGAUAUCGCGCCCAGAUAUGCAAGUUUCCUCAUGGGAAUCUCAAGAGGAUUUGGGCUCAUCGCAGGAAUCAUCUCUUCCACUGCCACUGGAUUCCUCAUCAGUCAGGAUUUUGAGUCUGGUUGGAGGAAUGUCUUUUUCCUGUCUGCUGCAGUCAACAUGUUUGGCCUGGUCUUUUACGUCACAUUUGGGCAAGCAGAACUUCAAGACUGGGCCAAAGAGAGGACCCUCACCCGCCUCUGAGGACAUAAAGUUACAAACUUAAAUGCAGUACUGAGCAUGAACUUUUUAAACAUUUUUUACUUAUCUUCAUAUUCUUGACCAUAGACUCAGCAGUUCUUAACUCUCGCUGUGUGUUAGUCUUCCCUGGGGAGCCUUUAUAAGAUACUGAUGCCUGGGACUCACUCCAGGGAUUCUGAAUGAAUUGGUCUGGGGUGGAACCCAGAUACCACUAAUUUUUAGAUACUCCUUAGAGGUUUCUAGCAUGUACCUGGGGUUGACAACAGCUGGACAAACUUGAAAAUCCAUGUGGCCUUUGAAUUUUCCUCAUUGGAAAGUACUAAAUAAAUAAAAAUUCAUGUGAAAAUGAUCACUGAUAAAUAUCUUCAUAGUGGGGCAGGUUAUUGGAUACAGAGAAGAGCUGCUCGGAAUUGUAACCAUAUGUUACAGAUCUCAGCACCCAUCAGAACUGUAAAGCUAUAAUCCCCAGAAUUAAAGUUUUUAUUAUUUUUUAUACAUUGUAAAACAUGGACGUUUAUUUAUGUGGUUAAAUUCUAUUAAAAUUUACAUGCUAAAAUAAAA